AUGGCAUAUGACAGAUAUGUGGCCAUAUGUAACCCCUUGCGUUAUGGAUCCAUCAUGACGAUACAAAUGUGCAAUCUACUAUUUGCUGCUUCAUACUUUGCUGCUGUGGUUCAAGCUGCCAUUCAAACUGGUUUCACAUUCAGCUUGACUUUUUGUGGUUCAAAUAUUAUUAAUCAUUUUAUCUGUGAUGUUCUUCCACUUAUAAGACUCUCAUGCUCAAUUACAUUUUUAAAUGAGAUGCUAAUCUCCGUUUGUGCAGCUAUCAUAGGAGGAGGCUCACUCUUUAUUAUCUUAAUAUCUUACAUUUGUAUUACAGUCACUGUUGUCAAAAUACCUUCAUCUCAAGGCAAGAAAAAAGCCUUUUCCACAUGUGCCUCCCAUCUGUUAUGUGUCACUUUAUUUUAUGGCACAGUUCUGUUCAAUUACCUUCAUCCAUAUGGUGCUUCCUUAAUGCAUCAAGAAAUAGUUGCCUCUGUCUUUUACACAGUGGUUAUUCCAAUGCUGAACCCACUUAUCUACAGUUUAAGGAACACAGAAAUAAUACAUAUCAUGCAACAGUUCUUUGCUCAAAGAAUCACCAUAUGGUUAUGA
This is a messenger RNA of Pseudophryne corroboree (corroboree frog), 591 nucleotides long. Its product is annotated as olfactory receptor 5AP2-like. Gene Ontology annotation, molecular function: odorant binding; olfactory receptor activity. Gene Ontology annotation, cellular component: membrane. Gene Ontology annotation, biological process: G protein-coupled receptor signaling pathway. The transcript has a single exon. The record is from RefSeq and is a predicted model, not a curated record. NCBI's taxonomy places the organism in Eukaryota, Metazoa, Chordata, Amphibia, Anura, Myobatrachidae. The coding region runs from base 1 to 591 and encodes 196 amino acids.